AUGUCAUACUUUACACCUCUAAAUGGAUUGAGCGGUGGUGCUGUCAUUGGAUUAUCCGCCGGUGCUCUGCUAUUGCUAUCGGGAGAAAUUCUUGGUGCCAGUGGAUUGGUCUCGUCUACCAUUCUAUACCCUCAAAAGGCCCUUUCGGAUCCUUCCAUCACUUGGAAAUUGGUCUUUAUUUCGUCGUUCUUGGUCUUUUCCAACUCGGUCCUCGGACAAUAUUUUGCGUCGGAUCCUCGAAUGGAACAAGACGAACAUUUGAUGGUGGUCAGCACGGCAGGAUAUUUGCUAGGCGGUGCCUUGGUGGGAUUCGGUACUCGAUUGGGAAAUGGAUGUACCACGGGCCAUGGAAUUUGUGGAUUGGCCAGAAUGAGCAAGCGUUCCUUGGUGGCCGUGAUUGCCUUUAUGCUUUCGGCCUUGAUCACGGCCAACCUUGUGGCGCCCGACAAUUCCAUGUUUAGCGAAAUGACUUCCUUUCUCCGCACAAAUGAGGCUCCCCAGCUCGAAAAUGCCGUCCUGGGCAAGACGGUCACCAUGCCAGUGGUCAUGGCCACCAUGAUUGCGCUCUACAAUUUGCGCAAGGCUACCGAAUCGCUCGAAGAAAAGGAAGAAAAAGCAGUCGUGGACAAUACAACUACUUCUACUACUACUACUACUACAAGCGCCGCUGAAGAGAAGAAGGAAGAAGAUACCAAAUCAACGGAAAAGCCAAAGGACGAAAUCGAAGUCUCCCGUAAAUUCGAUUCCAAAAAGAGAAUACCCGGCCGUCGCGAACGUGUCAUUAUUCAAGAUGCCACUGGAAAGCUAUUGCCUGCCAUUUUUGCUGGAUCCCUCUUCGCGUUGGGAUUGGCCUUGUCGGGUAUGGUGGUUCCAUCCAAGAUUUUGGGAUUCUUGAAUUUAUAUUUGGCACAACAAGGAACCUGGGACCCUACCUUGCUCAUGGUCAUGGGCGGUGGCUCCAUCUUUAGUUGGAUCGCUUACCAAUUUGUGGACGGAUUUGGAGUCAUUCCCAACAAGUAUUCUAUUUCGGCUCCCCGAGGAUCCAGUUCGUUUUGCAACAUUCCUACCAACACCAAGAUUGAUGCCAAUUUGGUAAUUGGUGGUUCGGUCUUUGGUAUCGGAUGGGGAAUUGCAGGUUUGUGUCCCGGUCCUGCCAUGUUCUUGGCCGCGACGGGGACGCAACCAAUCAUUCAAUACUGGUGGCCCAUGUUCAUUGGAGGUGCCUUUGUGGCACAAAAAGUCAAGGAAAUGAAGUGA
Messenger RNA from Cylindrotheca closterium, 1257 nucleotides. Lineage: Eukaryota; Bacillariophyta; Bacillariophyceae; Bacillariales; Bacillariaceae. The record is from the annotation of a GenBank genome assembly.